Zingiber officinale is the source of this 1988-nucleotide messenger RNA. RefSeq lists its product as uncharacterized. Lineage: Eukaryota; Viridiplantae; Streptophyta; Magnoliopsida; Zingiberales; Zingiberaceae. Bases 317 to 1723 code for a protein of 468 amino acids. The transcript has 8 exons. Gene Ontology annotation, molecular function: phosphoprotein phosphatase activity. The record is from RefSeq and is a predicted model, not a curated record.
AGCGGAAGAGACGACGGUCUCCAGCCCUGCUCCCUCUUUUGCUCGCCUCUCAACAUCUCUCCCUCUUUCUCUCUCUCUCUCUAUCUCUGAUUCUGAUUUCCUCGAGGUGUAGAGAGGGCGAGAGCGGGCAGCGAGCUGGGAUUUUUGGCAAAUAUCCAUAUUCCAGACCCAAGAGGAAGGUUUAUUGAGAGGAGAGCAGCGUGACACAAGGCAACUGUAGCAUCUUUCUUCUUGUCUAAAGAAGGAUAACUUCUGCCUGCAUUGAUUUUUGUCUUUAUGUUCAUCAAGUUGAGCUCUAGUACACAUUGUAGCUCAAAUGCCAGCAUUGAGCAUGAAGAGAAAGUCAAAUGAGGGAUGUCUAAGAUUGUGCAAUGUUCAUGCUCGUCAAAAGUUAACCAGGAGAUCAGAAAAAUUUGCUUCUCAGAUUAAUACAGAUGUAGAAACUUCUGAUCAAUGUUUCCAAGAUGAUGAUGGACAGCAGCAUCCAAAAGAAAUUGCUACAAGUACAGAGGAAUCAGGGUGUCGCUCAAGGACAACAGAAUCAGAUGGAGCAUCACCUCUAUUGCUGAACUGGUCCUCGUUAUCAUCUGAUGUUUUAUCCAUUGAAACAAUGGGUUCUCUAACAACACUGUUAACGUCUGAAGAGGAAACAAUUUUCUCACCCAAUUUUGAGGAUGGUGAUUCACAGUUGAAAAUAACUAAUCAUGGCGAUGGAGUUAAAGAUGACACUCCUGAAUUGCCAAAUCUGGUUGCGGAUGAAGGUGAUGAUGGAAACAGUGGCCUGACUGAUUAUCAAGCUUGCAGUUUGUUGGAUAUCUGCAUCUCAGACAGUGUUCCUUCUUUACCAUUUGACAGUAGCAUGGGAUUUACAGAUGUUUCUUUACAUCAUUAUGAACUCACUAAUUCUGACAGACUUUUUGAUAUGGCGGAGAAGUGUGUGAUGCUGCCAUUCCUUGAGAAGACAAUGGAAACCAGUGACAUUCACAGUAAUGAAUCAAUUGAAGAAAUCAUGUUUAACUCAGAUGAUGCAUGCUUUUACUUAGCUACUCAUCAAGAAUUCAACAUGAAUUGUCUAUCUGGUGAUUUAGGAGAAACAGAAUGCUUCAGUCCGCAGUUAGAUUUCAGAUCCAUGCAUGAUAUACAGCCAAUUCCAUCCAGUUGUCCUUUAUUCCCAGAGGACGAAACACAGGAAAGGAAGCCCAUAACUCUUGUGCUCGACUUAGAUGAAACUCUGGUUCAUUCUUCGCUAGAUCACUGUAACGAUGCAGAUUUCACCUUUUCAGUUUUCUUUAACAUGAAGAAGCAUACUGUAUAUGUAAGGAGGCGACCUUUCCUACAGAUGUUCCUCGAGAGAGUAGCACAAAUGUUCGAAAUUGUUAUUUUCACAGCCAGUCAAAGCAUCUAUGCUGCACAAUUACUUGACAUACUGGAUCCAGAACAGAAAAUAUUUUCUAGGCGCAUCUAUCGUGAAUCUUGUAUAUUCGUGGAUGGCUGCUAUACGAAGGACCUAACUAUCUUGGGAGUUGACCUAGCCAAAGUUGCCAUAAUAGACAAUACUCCACAGGUUUUCCACUUGCAAGUUAAUAACGGCAUUCCAAUUAAAAGCUGGUUUGAUGAUCCAUCCGAUGAUGCUUUUAUUCAAUUACUUCCUUUUCUUGAAUCCUUAGUCGAUGCCGAGGAUGUUCGCCCAAUUAUUGCGAAAAAGUUUGGUAAUAAACUGUAGCCUGCUUUUUCAUGGGGAUGCCAUUGUCUCCUUGAACUCAUCAUAUCAGCUUGCAGGCUCACUUCUUCCUCGACCUAAUCAUAUUUAUAGAUUGCUAAUUUAUCCAAAUAGUUUUUUUUUAUUUAUUUAGAUUUGAUCCUGUUCUCACGCUCAACUACAAACGAAAUUGUAUCUAAUUUAUUCCCCAUUGAGCUGUAUAUUAUGUUCAGACGCAAUUGGUGGCUUGAGAAUUUUGUGGAGGAAAUAAAAGUGUUUGUUUAUACCA